Hippocampus zosterae (dwarf seahorse) is the source of this 2336-nucleotide messenger RNA. RefSeq names its product potassium voltage-gated channel subfamily A regulatory beta subunit 2a (gene kcnab2a). The transcript is spliced from 14 exons. Gene Ontology annotation, biological process: potassium ion transport; regulation of action potential; transmembrane transport. The record is from RefSeq and is a predicted model, not a curated record. Gene Ontology annotation, cellular component: voltage-gated potassium channel complex; juxtaparanode region of axon; cytoplasm. Lineage: Eukaryota; Metazoa; Chordata; Actinopteri; Syngnathiformes; Syngnathidae. The coding region runs from base 663 to 1859 and encodes 398 amino acids. Gene Ontology annotation, molecular function: potassium channel regulator activity; voltage-gated potassium channel activity; transmembrane transporter binding.
CAGCUUCACGGUCAGCACAAGGCGGGCAGAUGUAAGUUGAGUCAAGGCGACGGUGAGAGAGGUGACAAUGAGGUCGGGCGGGAGAAUAGAUUUCCAGCAGCCGGCCCGACUGUCAAGGUGGACACGGCAGAUGUGAGAAUCUUCUUGUGUUGCUUCAGUGUCAUCGUUUGGAUUUUUUUUUUUACAUCGCCAUCCCUUUUUAAACAGCAGGCAGCGUGGAGGUGUAAAGCUCCAGCUUGGAGCGAAGCCUCGAAAGGAAACAACCGCACUGUAAAUCUGCCCAUCAGCCUCUCAUGAGCAUCUGAUUCAAAUGCCGGAAAGCGACGUACAGAGGAAUCCGAGAAGACCCUCAACAAGAAAAUCAUUCCCUUUUCACUUUAUUCAUACUUUGGAUACGUUUUAUCCGCACUCCCGUUCUUGCGCCUGAGGAAUAUUGUGAGCUUGUCAGUCCAUUUAUCGAGAGGGAAGUGAUUUCUAACACAAGCAAGGCGUGUGACACUUGCCCCAGGGACGAGGCCACCUUUUACAACCAAACACCCUCAUGGAGCAAAUGAGACGCACAGUCGCAGCUCAAUCCUAGCUCAUCCACCUGAUUAAAAAAAAUCAAAUAAACAUUGGGUAUAUUGGUUACCUAUUUGUUAUUUGGUAGUGACGAAUCCAGCAUGCAAGUCUCUCUGGUUUGCACGGACCACCGCGGCGGAGUGAGCCGCACCACGGAGGACCGUCUCAAUCGGCAAAACGCCAACAGCCCCGGUACGGGGACACGAAGCAAAUUCCGAGCUGUGGCCAUGGUGGCUCGAAGUCUUGGUCAGCUCUCUGUUCAGAGUGUGCCGUCUUCCAGCGAACAAAGCAUGAGGACCGGCAUGAAGUAUAGAAACCUCGGCAAGUCGGGUCUGCGCGUGUCCUGCCUUGGAUUAGGAACAUGGGUGACGUUCGGCGGGCAAAUUACGGAUGAGAUGGCAGAGCAGCUGAUGACUCUGGCGUAUGAAAAUGGCAUCAAUCUGUUUGACACGGCCGAGGUCUACGCUGCGGGGAAGGCUGAGGUGGUGCUGGGGAACAUCAUAAAAAAGAAAGGCUGGAGACGCUCCAGUCUUGUGAUCACAACAAAGAUCUUUUGGGGAGGAAAAGCCGAAACUGAAAGAGGUUUAUCUCGGAAACAUAUUAUAGAAGGUUUAAAAGCUUCUCUGGAGCGACUACAGUUAGACUACGUUGACGUCGUAUUUGCAAACAGACCGGACCCCAACACGCCGAUGGAAGAAACAGUUCGAGCAAUGACCCAUGUGAUAAAUCAGGGCAUGUCCAUGUACUGGGGGACGUCCCGCUGGAGCCCCAUGGAGAUCAUGGAAGCAUAUUCUGUGGCACGACAAUUCAAUCAGAUCCCUCCCAUUUGCGAGCAGGCCGAGUAUCACAUGUUUCAGCGAGAGAAGGUGGAGGUGCAGCUACCUGAACUUUUCCAUAAAAUAGGUGUGGGGGCCAUGACGUGGUCGCCGCUGGCCUGCGGGAUCAUCUCAGGGAAAUAUGACGGAAGGGUGCCCCCGUACUCUCGGGCCUCUCUGAAGGGUUACCAGUGGUUGAAGGACAAGAUCUUGAGCGAGGAGGGUCGUCGUCAGCAGGCGAAGUUGAAAGAGCUGCAGGCGAUCGCGGAGCGGCUGGGCUGCACUCUGCCCCAACUCGCCAUCGCAUGGUGUCUACGUAAUGAGGGGGUGAGCUCUGUCCUUUUAGGGGCAUCCAACGCCGACCAACUGAUGGAGAACAUCGGAGCCAUUCAGGUUCUCCCCAAGCUAUCCUCAUCCAUCACACACGAGGUGGACAGCAUCCUGGGCAACAAGCCGUACAGUAAAAAGGACUACCGGUCUUAACGCCCGGUAACAGCAGUGCGUCCCGCCUUUUUGCCUGAUCCUCCGUUUGCUUGAGCUUCAACCGAGCGAGGGUCCCUCAGCCCCCGAACCCCCUCCCUCAACCGCAACCCUCCUGGCGCAUGAGUGUGGUCGCACCAAAGGGCCACCGGGGGAUCCCUCGCUCACACUUCCAGGGAUAUAGAAAAAGGGGAAAAAACUGGCGUCGCUCGAGAGGUUUGCGAAUCAGACAUUCAAUAGGAAAGCGAGUGAGAAACAUAAUAAGCACACGCUGGCGUGGGUGCUCGGAUGUUAUUCUGCCACACCCAGCGAGCUGAUGGUCACGCGUGAACAACACGUGUUCUCGCGUAAUCCUCCACGUCGUCUUGUUUGUGUCUUUGUUUGACAACAAUCAGCACUUUAGUAAGGUCAGUGUCGCUACCCUACAGCAUUCUCAGCCCCUGCACAUUCACUAGAAAAUAAAGAAGUGGCCUCCUGAUA